CUGCGUUUAAUCUUUAGGGAAAUCGAAAAUCCCAAUUCCUCGACCUUCUCUUCUCUGUGAUUCCGCCGCCUCCAGUUCUCUUGCAGCUCAGUUCUCUCCAAACCCUAAUAUUCAAUGGGGGCUAAGGCGAAGAAAGCUAUGAAGAAGAAACUGAAUAAGGCUACUUCUUUAUUGUCUGAGAAGAAGGAAUCUGCCGAUUUCUUGCCGUUGGUUGGGGGCCCUGGCCGCAAGUUACCGGCACAAAAGCCACUGGAAAAUACUGCUACUGUUUUGUACAUUGGUCGCAUACCCCAUGGUUUCUUCGAGAAGGAGAUGGAAGGGUUUUUUGGACAGUUUGGUAAAGUCAAGAGAUUAAGAAUUGCACGAAAUAAAAAGACUGGGAAGUCAAGGCACUUUGGCUACAUUGAAUUUGAAUCUCCGGAGGUGGCAAAAAUUGUAGCUGAUUCUAUGCAUAACUAUCUGUUGUAUGAACACAUUCUGAAAGUCCAUCUAAUUCCUCCCGAACAUGUUCAUCCAAAGCUAUGGAAAGGUUUUAACUAUCGCUACAAGCCUUUAAAUUUGUUCGAACUUGAGCGUAAACAGCAUAACAAGGAAAGGACAUUGAGUGAACACAGGAAGUUGGUGGAGAGGAUCUUGAAGCGGGAUCAGGCUAGACAGAAGAGGAUAAGAGCUGCUGGGAUUGAAUACGAGUGUCCAGAAAUUGUGGGUAGUGUCCAACCAGCUCCCAAGAAGAUCAAGUUUGAUGAAGGUUAGAAUGAGCGUUUAGUUCUCAGUAGCUAUAAUAUUAUCACACCAGAGGAUGAAGACGGAGGACGGGGAAAAGUCACGGGCCAUUGUGUGUUUCCAGUUUCUUAUUGUGAAGCAGGGGCUGUUUCCUACCAUCCUUGAAUCUCCAAAUUUUGAUCUUUGGAAUGUUUUGUCAAACAUACUUUAAAUUCUUUAAUAUGAAUUCCCUUCUAUAUUGAAGCUUUAUGCCUCACAAUUCUGACUCACAGGGAUUGGAAACUGAAUAGUAAAUUUUGAAGUCGUACCGAUGGCGUGCGCCUAUCUGGUUCGACAUAUCGGAUACAAAUGUAUAGGAUCUCAUGUUUCAGGUUCGACCA
Molecule: messenger RNA, 1103 nt
Organism: Momordica charantia (bitter melon)
Lineage: Eukaryota; Viridiplantae; Streptophyta; Magnoliopsida; Cucurbitales; Cucurbitaceae
Product: RNA-binding (RRM/RBD/RNP motifs) family protein
Molecular function (GO): RNA binding
Source: RefSeq, a predicted model, not a curated record